Uloborus diversus is the source of this 477-nucleotide messenger RNA. RefSeq names its product protein sax-3-like. NCBI's taxonomy places the organism in Eukaryota, Metazoa, Arthropoda, Arachnida, Araneae, Uloboridae. The transcript has 3 exons. Gene Ontology annotation, cellular component: plasma membrane; axon. Gene Ontology annotation, biological process: axon guidance; dendrite self-avoidance; homophilic cell-cell adhesion. Bases 1 to 477 code for a protein of 158 amino acids. Gene Ontology annotation, molecular function: cell-cell adhesion mediator activity. The record is from RefSeq and is a predicted model, not a curated record.
AUGUUAAACAGUAAAAGUGACUUAAACAGAAAGAUGUUAAGAGAAGACUUUCGUAUUGUGCCUAAAUUUGUGGUGGCUGCAGUGGGAGAUGUUGCAACUUUGGAAUGUGCUCCUCCUAAGGGUCAUCCCGAACCAGCUGUUCGGUGGCGAAAAGACGGUGAGGUGGUAUCCAUCAGCAAAAGUGGCCGCAUCCGAAUUGUUCCUCCUGGCAACCUUGUUAUUUCUGAAGUUCGGCAAAGCGAUGAAGGGCGUUACUCCUGUGUUGCUCAGAAUUUGGCGGGUGUCAGAGAAUCUUUGCCUGUUCAUAUGACAGUACAUGUGAAGCCAUUUUUUGUUCAAGAGCCAGAACAUUUGACUGUCUUAGCCUAUACAGAUGUAUUAUUUUCUUGUAAAGUUGAUGGAGAUCCAAAACCUGCAGUAUCAUGGCACAGAAAAGAUGGAAAACUCCCUGGAGGAAGGCAAGUAUUUUCAAUUUAA